This is a messenger RNA of Fusarium vanettenii 77-13-4, 975 nucleotides long. RefSeq lists its product as uncharacterized. The coding region runs from base 1 to 975 and encodes 324 amino acids. The transcript has a single exon. The record is from RefSeq and is a predicted model, not a curated record. NCBI's taxonomy places the organism in Eukaryota, Fungi, Ascomycota, Sordariomycetes, Hypocreales, Nectriaceae.
AUGUCGUUCGUCUCGGUUCACGCCCUUCAGGCAGGAUACUUGACUUUGCCAGAGCGUUUCUUUGUCACGCCCCUGGAAGAUACCUCGGCACGAACAACGGUCCCCUCUCUUUCAUUCUUGAUCCAGCAUACGGACCAACAGUCGGGAAAAACCACGAGGAUCGUAUUCGAUCUCGGCAUCCGGCGGAAGCUCGAGGAUUAUGCCCCGCCCAUAUUCAAGCAUGCCCAGACCCGACAACCACUUUCCGGUGACCCAGACACAAUCAAGUCACUCUCGGAUGGUGGUCUAGGGCCUGACGAUAUCGACGUCGUCAUGUUCAGCCAUCUCCACUGGGACCAUGUCGGAACGCCUUCUGACUACCCCAACUCAACAUAUGUCGUCGGGCCGGGAGCAGCAAAGCUCAUCAACGGCAAGGGAGAGACCAGUGCGGGAAGUCAUAAUCACUUCGAGCAGGGUAUGCUGGACAUGAAGAGGACGAUAGAGCUACCGUCAACGGGUCUACCAGCGACUCCUCCGCCGAUGGAGGAACAGACGAUCUUGACAACCCAAACCGAGCGGCUGACCGGCUAUUUCUCACAGCCUUGGCACCGAAAGGGUCGCUUUGAAGCUGCUAUGGACGUCUUCGGUGACGGAAGUGUCCAUGUCGUCUCCGCACCAGGACACAUUGACGGCCACAUUAACCUCCUGUGUCGACUGGAGAGUGGUAAGCACGUCUACCUGGCCGGGGACUCGUGUCACGAUCGGCGACUCCUGACUGGAGAGAAGGACGUGGCCACUUGGAACGACGUGGCAUACCCAGGGGUGGUCUGCUGUAUUCACCAGGACAAGGCUCAAGCCGAGAAGACUCUUCGCAUCAUUAGAGAGACGAUUCGAGAUCCUGGAGAUAUGAAGGAAGUCGAGGUUGUUUUUGCACAUGAUGGAGCUUGGGAAAAACAAGCGCAGAGUGAGGGUCGGUUCUUUCCAGGUGCUCUCUGA